UCAUAUUCUAAGUGAAGGCAAGGUUGGUAUUGAGAGAGAAGAGAGGGAAGUGCAGUGAUUCAGAAAUUAACACAAUGGACCAACCCCAACUCUUACACGACCCAACCUUCCCACUCUUCAAAAUCCCAAGCAAAACCCCACCCAAACCCCCCUCACUCCCCACCGCCGCCGCCACCGCCACCGCCACCGUCGCCGCCGCCGAGCGCGUCGAAACCCCCGACGCUGACGCCGACACCUUCGAAGACCUCGGGCUCGCGGAAUGGGCGGUGACGACGUGCCGGGAGCUCGGGAUGCGGAAGCCGCGGCGCGUGCAGCAGCGGUGCAUCCCGCGGGUGCUGGAGGGCCGCCACGUGCUAGGCAUCGACGAGACCGGCAGCGGGAAGACGGCGGCCUUCGCGCUCCCCAUCCUGCACCGCCUGGCCGAGCACCCCUUCGGCGUCUUCGCCCUCGUCGUCACGCCCACGCGCGAGCUCGCGUUCCAGCUCGCCGAGCAGUUCCGCGCGCUCGGCUCCGCCGUGCGCCUCCGCAUCGCGGUGGUCGUCGGCGGCAUGGACAUGCUCCGGCAGACGAAGGAGUUGGCCGCGAGGCCGCACCUCGUCAUCGCCACCCCUGGCAGGAUUCACCUCUUGCUCCGCGAUAACCCUGAUAUUCCUCCUGUUUUCUCCAGAACUAAGUACCUUGUCUUGGAUGAAGCAGAUCGAGUCCUGGAUGUUGGUUUUCAGGAAGAAUUGAAGUUUAUUUUUCAAUGCUUACCAGAAAAUCGGCAAAAUCUUUUCUUUUCUGCAACAACUACAAGUAAUCUGCAGAAGUUGCGUGAUCGUUACCGAGAUAAGAUGUAUGUCUUUGAGGCAUAUGAAGGCUUUAAAACAGUUGAAACACUUAAGCAACAGGUUAUAUUCAUUCCUAGAAAGGUGAAGGAUGUAUAUUUGAUGCACAUUUUGUCUAAAAUGGAAGAUAUGGACAUUCGGUCUGCCAUCGUAUUUGUCUCAACAUGCAGAGAUUGUCAUCGUUUAAGUUUAAUGCUUGAAGUGCUUGAUCAAGAAGCAGCAGCUCUAUAUUCAUUCAAAUCACAAGCUCAGAGGCUUGAAGCACUUCAUCAAUUUAAAUCAGGAAAGGUUUCUGUACUGCUUGCUACUGAUGUUGCUAGUCGCGGUUUGGAUAUUCCUACAGUUGACCUUGUUAUCAAUUAUGAUGUUCCAAGGUUUCCACGAGAUUAUAUUCAUCGUGUAGGUCGUACAGCAAGAGCAGGUAGAGGGGGACUGGCUUUGAGCCUUGUCACCCAGAAUGAUGUUGAACUUAUUCGUGAAAUUGAAGCUCUUAUUGAGCGGCAACUUGAAAUGAUUGAGUACAAGGAAAAUGAGGCGCUUUCUCUCAUGAAAAAGGUUUUCAGUGCUAAGAAUGUAGCGGAAAUGAAGAUGAUAGAUGAUGGCUUUGAGGAUAAAGCUAAAGAGCGGAAAAAACAGAAGCUGAAAAUGCUAGCAGAGAAAGGAUUGUUAAAGAAAAGAAGUAAAAAGAGAAAACGAAAUAAAGAGUUUGCAGAGGAAGGGGAAGAACAAAAAAAACAGGUUUUCAGUGCUAAGGAUGUGGCAGAAAUGAAGAUGACGGUAGAGGAGGGCAUUGGGAAGAAAGCAAAAAAAGGGGGUAAACAAAAACUGAAAAUGCCAACAGAGAAAGGUUUGUUAAAGAAAAAAAAAGUUGAAGGAAAGAAAUAAAGAAAAUGCUAAUGAAGGGAAAAAACAGAAAAAACAGGAGGUUGAAGCAUUAGCAGAUAUAGCAACACCAAAGAAACGGAAUAAGAAGAGAGAGUAAAUUAGUAUAUUUAAGGGAAUUAGUACCAAAGGACAAUUUGUGAGAACGGAAUGAAUAUUUGAAGGAAAGGGCCUGAAAGUGGUUAAAAUCAAAGCAGAAAGGGAAGAGAUGUAUGAAUGAAAAAAGUGGAAGCAAAUUAGCGAAUUGGUAAGUAAUAUUUGCCCACAAUUUUUUUGUAUUCACGUCUUUCAAGGAUGGCAGAUUUCGAUUGUCGGAGCAGACGUGAUAUUAAUACAAGUUUACACUUGCGUAUGCUAAUUACAAUUACGAUUUUGGCAAUCAGCAUAACAUUAUAUCUCAGGAGUUGAAUACGUUAUAAUAGUCGAAUAUCUGGUGGAAAUUCUAGGGUUUGUUUUCCCUUGGAAUCUUAUAUAAUGCCUUUAAAUCUAAUUGUAUUGGAUAUAUAUUUUGGCUUUUUUUAUUUGGGAUCGUUUAAUCUUUGAGGAAAAAUUAGGACCAAACCGUGCAAUAGUAUUCCUGCCCAUUAGAAGAGGGAACCAUCUUUGAUUUUGCAGGCAAUUAGUUAAGUGAAUUAAUUUGUUGUAAACAUUUGGUUUAUUCGUUCUUUUAAGUUUAAAGAUAGAUUUUAGAA
Cajanus cajan (pigeon pea) is the source of this 2401-nucleotide messenger RNA. It is a transcript of the gene RH36, whose product is annotated as RNA helicase 36. Gene Ontology annotation, cellular component: cytosol. Gene Ontology annotation, molecular function: nucleic acid binding; RNA helicase activity; ATP binding. Lineage: Eukaryota; Viridiplantae; Streptophyta; Magnoliopsida; Fabales; Fabaceae. The record is from RefSeq and is a predicted model, not a curated record.